This is a messenger RNA of Moesziomyces aphidis, 1860 nucleotides long. The record is from the annotation of a GenBank genome assembly. Lineage: Eukaryota; Fungi; Basidiomycota; Ustilaginomycetes; Ustilaginales; Ustilaginaceae.
AUGCAGUACUACGCUGACCAUGGUGCCCAAGGGGCCCGCAGCUCAUACCCGUCCUACCCGCCCGUCUCAGCCUCGUCACCUCAUUAUCCACAUCAACAGCACCACAACAACGCGCGACGCUACAGCGGUGAAAGUAGCAGACCACCAUCACAGGCUGGCAGCUCCAGACCACCCUAUGGCCAGCCACCACGCAGUCCUCUCGCCUCUCUCCCCGCACAUGGACGCGACGAAUCCGACGAGUACGAAGAGCGCGAUCUGGGCGAAAUCGCAGCCGCCAACCAAGCUGCCCAGGAGCAACGUUGGGGGCCCCACGCAGCCCUCUCCGAAGCACCCGGUCGCUUCGACGCCUAUCACGAUCCGCGCCAUGACGACUUUCAUGCUCCCAUGCCCACCAUGCCCGUUUACGAGUCCGCCCACUACGACGGUGGCUUCUACAUGGAGCCACCCGGGCUGUACGAACCCGCCCCACAAUAUCGUCCUGCACCCAGCCUCGGCUCGCCCUCCAUAGCCUCGAGCCACACCCUCGGCGGCCGAUCUCGCCAGAGCCUGCCGGUCUAUGCCUCUCCACUCAUGGCCCCGUCCGCCUCAUCUCCAGCGUCCGAGCCACCCAACAUGUUUAACGUCACCGCCGCACACCACACGCCCGGCGGCCGUCCACGUCCCUUCGAUGACCCACGCGCUCAGUCUGGCGCCCGCGUUGGCGAUCCUUUGCCCGGCUUUCCAAACUGGUCGCACACCUGGUAUGGCGGUCAUCUCUCCGCCGACGGGCAUGCCUACACCAUGGUGCCCCCUGGCUCGGGCCAGAGCGGCUGGGAGAGCGAGACGAUCAGCCACCACCGUCCCGGCUAUCCAGGACCUCCGGGCGCCUACGGUCCGUACCCGUAUGGACGUACAGCAACGCACGAUCAAGUCAAGGAGGAACGCAUUCGCAUGCUCGAGAAGGAGUUCGGACCUAAAGUGAAACACAAGGGCAAGGGCAAAGGUGCCGAUGACGAUGACGACGACAAAGACGACGACGACGACGAAUCCGAGGUGGUCCCAAUCGGUGGCGUCAAUGCCAAAGGCCGACUGGUGCUGCCACGACGCAAGACACGCAUCACCACACGCGUGCUGCAAUGCCUCGUCUCUCUAGUUGCAGCCGGGUGCGGCAUUGGCGGCUUUCUGGCGAUCCAUCCACAGGAAAAAGCACCGCCAUCAGGAACCAUGCCUUCGUUCGUCCUCUACGGCGUCUCGGCCUUGUCGACCAUCAUCUGCCUCUACCUCUUCACCAUCAAGCCCUGCCGCUCCGGUCGUGAUGCUGGUGGUGCUCCCAUGGGCGGCGGCGGAGCGGGCAACGGCAUGGUGAUACCGAUCAUGGCGGGAGGCGCGGGCGGCAAGCCUGGAAAAGGCGGCAUGUUUGGCAAGAAGGGCAAGAGUGCCAUGCAGCAGGGCACCACCGUGAACCUGAUUGUCGACCCAAGCCUCUUGGGGCAGCGUGCCGACGAGAGCGACUCGGAGACCGACGAGGACGAGACGCUGCCGGGCGAGGAGCGCCGCCGCAAGAAGCGGCGUGCCAAGAAGCGGCAGAAGCUCGGCAUGCUGGGCAACAUGAAGCUGCAGGCGAGAUGGCGCGUGGCGCGCACAAGUCUCAAGUGGGACUGUGCGUGGGAUGUGGUGAUGUGCCUGCUGUGGGGUGCGGCGGCCGUCAUGGCGCUCGGCGUGGGUAAAAAGUGCCCCUCCGGAACGGCCGAGGGUUGGUGCACGCUGUACAACAGCGCCAUCGCGUGCGCCAUCGUCGCGGCACUUGUCGGUCUGGUCGCCAUCUACUGCGACAUCGUCGGCCUGCGCGCAUCUCGUGCCCCGCCCAAGGCACGGGUCUAG